AUGCCAAUCAAUACGCGAGAGUUAAUGGAUGCUGUAGGCAUCCUUGCCGAUAGGGAGAGUAUGAGAGUUACGGUGGCGUCCAGUGCCACUGGAGCUGCGGUAUGUGCUGGCCUGUGCUUCGUCGGGGGUUUGCUUGGUGGUCCCAAGGGUCUCGCCAUAGGAGGUACAGCCGGUGCCCUCACCGCCGCCUACAUGAACUGGGGACAGUUCCGCCCGGUUAGCGACAUCAUCAUGAACGAAAUGAGCCACCACGAACGGGAGAGUCUCAAAAAUCACAUUGCGGCCGCGUUGGCCGAUUUCCAAAUUUCGGACGUAGCCAUGCUGUUGCCCCUUUUGAUGAACGAGUCCGCUGCCGCAAAUGUCGUGCUUGACACGGUGGCCAAUUUUAUUAGAAGUGAUAUGAAUCUGCAGAUUAUCGAUUGAUAUUUUUUAGAUGAGUGUGUGUAUUAGAAUAAUCCAAUUUUAUUGGGAAAUUACAUUUUGAAAGUGAUAUGACCUUUUGCAAAACAAACUUUUAUUGGAAGUGUUAUCUAAAUAAAAAUUAUUUCUAAUAAAAAUAAAAACAUAUUUCUAUUCUUGUUCAGAUAUGCCACUGUGACCAGUUAUUAGAUCUAUUGUAGCAUGGAUAUUAUAUUGAAAUAAAAAUUAUAUUUCAACACUCUU
Molecule: messenger RNA, 663 nt
Organism: Armigeres subalbatus
Lineage: Eukaryota; Metazoa; Arthropoda; Insecta; Diptera; Culicidae
Product: protein C19orf12 homolog
Exons: 1
Coding region: 1-423 (140 amino acids)
Source: RefSeq, a predicted model, not a curated record